This is a messenger RNA of Trypanosoma conorhini, 744 nucleotides long. Its product is annotated as surface protease GP63. The transcript has a single exon. Lineage: Eukaryota; Euglenozoa; Kinetoplastea; Trypanosomatida; Trypanosomatidae. The annotation marks the transcript as partial. The record is from RefSeq and is a predicted model, not a curated record.
GUGCACGCGGAGGUAAAGUGCCUUGGCGCUGAAGUGAAAUUGAAAAUGAAGAAGAGCAGCGGGGAGGAUUGGAUGUCGUGCACGUCUGGGGCGGAGGUUCCGUGGGAGAUUCCGCCCUUCGACGCCGACAAAGUGAAGUGCCCCGAGUACGAUGAGGUGUGCACGAUAUCCGCCAUUGGCGGCAGCGUCCGCACGGGGUUUGAAUGGGACGGCAAGGACAAGGUGUGGAAGAGAAAGGCCCCUGUGGAAGAGCCAGAGCCAGCCCCAGAGUCAGCGCCGCCAGUGGCCGGCCCUGCUGAGGUUGGGCCCGCGAUCGCGCUGCCUCCCGAAGAAAACAGCGCCGGUGGUGGAGGCGGCACCGGCGGCAGCAGCGAGCCGGGCAGCGGUGUGCCGUCGACGGGGCAGGGGCUCCCCGCAGCGGACCCGGAGGGCGCGCAGGAGCCUGUGCCCGGGGAGGGCGGGGUUGCGGCGCCGGAGGCAGGGGACAUCGAGGGCAGGCCUCCCGAGAGCAGCCACGGCGGCAGCGGCGGUGUGAGUCCUCCGGCGGGGACACUGCCAGCAGGCGGGGACGCAGCUGACAAGGCCGGUGACGGUGCUGCCACCCUCGCAGGGCCCAACGGCACUGGCGCGGCAGGCAAGAACGACGCCACGCCUCCGGCCCACGGCGAUGGCACUGUGGCUGCUGCCGGCCUCUCUCUGCUUUUGCUUCUUGCCGCCGCCGCAGCAGCAGCAGCGCUUUGUUGA